Molecule: messenger RNA, 1245 nt
Organism: Paraglomus occultum
Lineage: Eukaryota; Fungi; Glomeromycota; Glomeromycetes; Paraglomerales; Paraglomeraceae
Source: the annotation of a GenBank genome assembly
AUGAGGAGUCCUGAUACAAUUGCAGAGGUCUGGCCCGACAUGUGGCCGACGCAUUUCGCCUGCUGUUUAAUAACUAGGUCUGGUAUAAUUUUAUUCACAGCAGGCUACGCUGUAAGUUCCGGGGAUUUGUUAGCUCUACAAUUGCCCGCAAUCUACAGUAGUGCUACCCAUCGGAAUGUCGAAAUUAGCAAGAUAUCACUUCGGAGUGGUAUGCUCAUUGGACAAUUGAUCUUUGGGAUUGUGGGUGACUUAUACGGAAGAACGAGGGCAUGCAACAUAACAUUGCUUCUCAUAUUGUUCAGCACUCUCUCUAUUGCCUGCUUGGGGGAUGGUCCAGGCCUUCAGAUUUCCAGUAGCUUGGUGAUAAUGCGGGUCAUUCAGGGAGUGGGAAUUGGGGGGUCGUAUCCCUCAACCACAUUGAUGGUGUCAGAAUACGCCCCGACUAAUAAAAGACCAAUAAUGCUGGCCGCUAUUUUCUUAUGGUAUAUAUGCGGUUCUUUUUAUGCCAAUGCAGUAGCGGCUAUAACGCAGGUCAAGUCAGAUCAAAUUGAUAGUAUAUGGCGCUUUGUUGUUGGCUUUGGGCUCAUCCCGGGGGUUGCUGCUUUUGGCCUUUUACAACUGUGGAAGAUUUCCGAAACGCCAGUAUUUAGAGAAAAUCACAGACAAAACAGAGGAGUGUUGUUGUGGGGCAGGGACUUUCUCAAUUACCUGUGCGAUAAUCGCAAAACAUAUUUUGCGAUAUGUGGCGCUUGGUUCGCCGCAGAUGCUGUCGCCUAUGGUUAUCGUUCAGAUAUACGUCCGAGCGAUAUAAACGUCAAUCAGGAUAACACAAACAUGAGUGGAGUGUUAAUUGAUAAUGUCAUUCGCGUGUUCUUUGGUUCCGUAUUAGGAGCCUUGGCUACGCUCGUCUUUAUUUCGUAUUUACCGCGCAAAGUCAUAAUGAUUGUUGGGUUUGCUGCCUCGGCCAUUCUGUUCGCCGUUUUUGGAUUCUUUCCAGGCAAGAUGGGAUACAUCUCCUAUCUGACUCUUUCUACGAUGAUCAUGUUUGCCCAGAAUUUUGGGCCUAAUGCACUUACCUUUAUCGUUGCUGCGGAGCUGUGGUGCACACAAUACCGUUCGACUUCCUACGGUAUUGCAUCGGCUUAUGGCAGACUAGGAACUAUUACCAGCUACACAAUAUUUAGAGUUUUUGCAAUCGAUAGCGACAAGACUUUUAUAGGGCCUCUCAGUCUUAUCAUCGUUAUG